AUGAGCAGCUCGAACCCACCUACAGUAGACGGUCAGAGUAUCAUUAUCCCCGAUCCAGAGGGCCAUGCGAGAAUCACCAUGUAUCUCGACGCCCAUACUUCGGGUACCCAAAGCAAUCAAUGGGGGAAUGACACUCGAGCUUCGCUGGAAAAAGUAUUCUUGGAUCACAGUUCCAAUCAUGGUCCCUCAGGCCCAAAGUUUACCUAUAAAGAAGAAAAUGGAAUAUCAUCUUUAUCUUGCAAUGGUUGCGGUAAUACACAUGUUCACUUUGAUCCCUCGACUGACCCAGAUCUUGACAAGGUGAAUACGAUGAUCAAUGGAUCGGAUAUCGUGGCAUCCCAAGACGGAGAAACUCAGGUCGAUGUUAAGAAGCUGUUGCAAGAACUACAAGAUUUGAAGAAUCUCGAUAAUCCACUGAUUUCCACCAGGUAUUCAAAUGACCGACAAAAAGUUGAAACGGUAAAAUUCAAGAGCGAUCAAGACGAAUACUUCAGACCGAAUUGUAUCGAUCAUUGUUUGGAUUGCUCUCAGCUCUGGUACGAUGCCGCGUUCAACAGGAAGGACCCAAAAGCUGUAGCAGGGUGUAGUCUCUGUAGUGCAGUGGUGGUAGGAGGUCUAACUGCUUUCAUCGUCAGUGGACUCUCAGCAGCGGCCGCAUCCCAGACUGGACUGUGA
Messenger RNA from Kwoniella mangroviensis CBS 8507, 675 nucleotides. RefSeq lists its product as uncharacterized. Lineage: Eukaryota; Fungi; Basidiomycota; Tremellomycetes; Tremellales; Cryptococcaceae. The transcript has a single exon. The coding region runs from base 1 to 675 and encodes 224 amino acids. The record is from RefSeq and is a predicted model, not a curated record.